Porites lobata is the source of this 423-nucleotide messenger RNA. Lineage: Eukaryota; Metazoa; Cnidaria; Anthozoa; Scleractinia; Poritidae. The record is from the annotation of a GenBank genome assembly.
AUGAAGUUGGCAUUUCCACGACUUCAUGUGGAUGCAUCGGCUGUUGCCGGACUUAUUGAGUGGUAUUGCAAUCGACUGGGAAUGAGUGUCAUUAAAGAAAUAAAGAGUGAAAAGGAGCUGAUACACUGGGUUGGUUAUCAGAACGCGUCGCAAUCCGCGGUGGUAGAAUUUCGCUCGUCCCUCAAACAAUCUACACCACCAAAGUACUACAAACCGCAUCCAUCGUCUGAUGUUUACUGGAAGAUAGGAUUAUCACUUGCAGAUGUAGACACUGCUCGUUCAAAGCUUGUACGUCAGGACGUGGAGGUCACUUCUUCAAGACAGUUCCGGGAUAUCGGAUACAUGUGCCACUUAAGCGACCCAUUUGGGUUUUCAUUACAGCUGCUGCAGCAUGAUUUCAAGUCUAAUUUUAGUUCUGAGUGA